Molecule: messenger RNA, 6591 nt
Organism: Hirsutella rhossiliensis
Lineage: Eukaryota; Fungi; Ascomycota; Sordariomycetes; Hypocreales; Ophiocordycipitaceae
Product: DNA polymerase family b, exonuclease domain-containing protein
Exons: 4
Coding region: 1-6591 (2196 amino acids)
Biological process (GO): nucleotide-excision repair, DNA gap filling; DNA replication; mitotic cell cycle
Cellular component (GO): epsilon DNA polymerase complex; nucleus
Molecular function (GO): DNA binding; DNA-directed DNA polymerase activity; single-stranded DNA 3'-5' DNA exonuclease activity
Source: RefSeq, a predicted model, not a curated record
AUGCCAAACACGAGCCUUCGACGCCCUCAAAAGGGCUUCCGCCGUGGCGGCAAGUCUGCAUACCAUGGCGCCCGGUCUACGCGGACCUUUGCCGCCUCGUCCAGGGCCGAAGGCACCUCGGCCGACGAGAAGUGGGAACGCACGCGGCUGGCUCAUAGCAUCGACGAGAACAUGGGCUUCGCGCGCUACGAAAGCGGCAGGAAAAAGGAGGGCUGGCUCGUCAACGUCCAGCCCACAUCCAUCCAAGACGAAAGGAUACCCGGCGGCCGCGCAGCGCUCGAUUGCUACUUCAUCGAAGGCGACGGGUCGACCUUCAAGGCCACCAUCGAGUACGAGCCCUACUUUCUCAUCGCCGUCAAAAGAGGUCACGAGUCAGAGGUCGAGGAAUGGAUCAAGCGAGUCCCUGGCGAUGGAGUCGUCAAGACGAUCCGCAAGGUCGAGAAGGACGACUUGAAGAUGCCCAACCAUCUCCUCGGCCACCGGCGCACGUUUCUCCAACUCAAGUUUGCCAACGUCGCCGAUCUUAUGGCUGCGCGCAGGGACAUCAUGCCCGUGGCCGACAAGAAUAAGAAAAACAUGGACGCAAUGGAUGCCUACGCUGAGGUUGCCAUGGCGAGCGCCAACUUUGACCUGUUUGAUGAUGACUUACGAGAUGACGACCGAACUGCCAACAACUCCUUUGCUGACGCGAGCGACUUCAUCGUCGAUAUUCGCGAGUACGAUGUACCCUACCACGUGAGAGUCAUGAUAGAUCUCGAUAUACGAGUGGGAAAGUGGUACUUUAUUGAGGCAAAGCACGGCGUCACGCGCGUCUGGCCCAAUGAGUCAAAGUCGCUGCCUGCGGAUCCCGUCGUGCUCGCCUUUGACAUCGAAACCUCCAAGCUCCCGCUCAAGUUCCCCGACGCCGCCAUGGACCAGAUUAUGAUGAUUUCGUACAUGAUUGACGGCCAGGGCUUCCUUAUCACCAACCGCGAAAUCAUCUCCGAAGACAUAGGCGACUUCGACUACACCCCAAAGCCCGAGUACCCCGGCCCCUUCAUGAUAUUCAACGAGCCAAACGAAAAAGCCCUGAUAGAACGCUUCUUCCUCCACGUCAAGGAAGCGCGCCCAACCGUCAUUGCCACGUACAACGGCGACUUUUUCGAUUGGCCCUUUGUCGAGACCAGAGCUAGUGUCAACGGCAUCGACAUGUACCAGGAGAUCGGUUGGAAGAAGGACAACGAUGACCAGUACAGGUGCAGCUACGGCGUCCACAUGGACUGCUUCCACUGGGUCAACCGAGACUCGUACCUCCCGCAGGGAUCUCGUGGCUUAAAGGCCGUGACCGUCGCCAAGCUCGGCUACGAUCCCGACGAGCUGGACCCCGAGUUGAUGACUCCGUACGCCAGCGAGCGUCCUCAGACGUUGGCCGAGUACUCGGUUUCCGAUGCUGUGGCGACCUACUACCUGUACAUGAAAUACGUCCAUCCCUUCAUUUUCUCUCUCUGCACGAUUCUGCCCCUGGGAGGCGACGACACGCUGAGAAAGGGAACGGGAACCCUUUGCGAGAUGCUCCUCAUGGUGCAGGCAUACCAGAAGGAGAUUGUCCUGCCCAACAAGCACCAGGCCCCCAAGGAGGCGUUCUGGGAUGGUCAUCUUCUCGACUCGGAGACGUACGUUGGUGGCCACGUCGAGAGUAUCGAAGCAGGCGUCUUCCGGGCCGACAUUCCCGUCGACUUUGCCGUGGACCCCAAGGCGGUGGACGAGCUGCUCAAGGACCUGGACGCGGCCCUCAAGUUUGUCAUCACAAUCGAGGAGAAAAAGUCCCUCGACGACGUGGACAACUAUGACGAGGUCAAGCAGCAGGUUGCCAACCGGCUGAUGAAGCUCAGGGAGACACCGAACCGCCACGAGCAGCCGCUCAUCUACCAUCUCGACGUCGCCUCCAUGUAUCCCAACAUUAUGACGACCAACCGUCUCCAGCCGGACUCGAUGAUUUCCGAAUCCGACUGUGCUGCCUGCGACUUCAAUCGGCCUGGCAAGACCUGCGACAGGCGAAUGCCGUGGGCAUGGAGAGGAGAAUACAUGCCCGCCAAGCGUGAUGAAUACAACAUGAUUCGCAAUGCGCUUGAAAACGAAAAGUUCCCCGGCAAGACACCACAUGCGCCGAUGCGCACGUUUGAGGACCUGAGCAAAGAUGAGCAGGCCACUCUGGUGCGGAAACGGCUGCAGAUGUACUCGCAAAAGGUCUACCACAAGAUCCACGAUUCCACCACCAUUGUCCGCGAAGCCGUCAUCUGCCAGCGAGAAAACCCCUUUUACAUCAACACGGUCCGAGACUUUCGUGAUCGUCGAUAUGACUACAAAGGCCAGGCCAAAGUCUGGAAGGGCAAGGCGGACGCCUUGAAAUCGUCUGGGGCUUCGGCAGCCGACAUUGAAGCCGCAAAAAAGAUGACCAUUGUGUUUGAUUCCCUUCAACUUGCACACAAGGUCAUUCUGAACUCGUUCUAUGGCUACGUCAUGAGAAAAGGCUCGCGAUGGUAUUCCAUGGAGAUGGCCGGUGUUACCUGCUUGACGGGAGCCACCAUCAUCCAAAUGGCGCGGCAACUCGUGGAGCGUCUGGGCAGACCGCUGGAGCUAGACACCGACGGUAUUUGGUGCAUGCUUCCGGCCACCUUUCCCGAGAACUUUGCCUUCAAGCUCAAAAACGGAAAGAAGCUCAACAUUUCGUAUCCUUGCGUGAUGCUGAACCAUCUCGUCCACGACCGCUUCACCAACCACCAGUACCAGACGCUGGUAGACCCGAAGACGUUCAAGUACGAGACGCACAGCGACAACUCAAUCUUCUUCGAGGUUGAUGGCCCGUACAAGGCCAUGGUUCUCCCCACGUCAAAGGAGGAGGACAAGAACCUAAAGAAGCGAUAUGCCGUCUUCAACGACGACGGCAGCCUGGCCGAGCUGAAGGGAUUCGAAAUCAAGCGUCGUGGCGAGCUCAAGCUUAUCAAGAUCUUUCAGCAGCAAAUCUUCAAGUUCUUUCUCGACGGCCAAGACUUGGCCGAGUGCUAUGCUGCUGUCGCCAAGGUGGCAAACAAGUGGCUGGACGUCUUGCACAGCAAGGGGACUACGUUGGCCGACGAGGAGCUGAUCGAUCUCAUCUCGGAGAACCGAAGCAUGUCCAAGACGCUGGAAGAGUAUGGCGCGCAAAAGUCGACGAGCAUCACGACUGCCAAGCGCUUGGCCGACUUCUUGGGCGAACAGAUGGUCAAGGAUAAGGGGCUGAAUUGCAAGUUCAUCAUCUGCGCCAAACCACGCAACGCGCCCGUGACGGAGCGAGCCGUCCCCGUCGCCAUCUUCUCUGCCGAGGAGACCGUCAAGCGGACGUACCUCAAGAAGUGGCUUAAGGAGGAGCCCGCAGACACUGAUCCUCGAGCGCUCCUCGAUUGGAACUAUUACCUGGAGCGACUGGGCUCCGUCAUCCAGAAGCUCAUCACCAUACCGGCCGCGCUCCAAAAGGUCCGCAACCCGGUCCCUCGCGUGCCUCACCCCGACUGGCUGCAGAAGCGCAUCAACAUCAAGGACGACAAGAUGAAGCAGAAGAAGCUCACCGACCUGUUCAGCAAGGAGCCCCUCGGCGACAUUACGAAUCUCAGCGGAGGACGCAUGGACGACAUGGAGGAUUUUGGAGCCAAGAUGCUGCGGCCGAAACCUAUCAGUGAGGCCGUGGCUUCCGUACAACCCGCACCGACCGCGCAGAAGCGCAAGUCUCCUGAGCCGGCCGAGAAUCCCGACCCCAUGUCUGCGUUGCCCAAAGAAAUGCCCAGCCCGUCGGACCAUUACUCGGCCUUUUUAGCGUAUCAGAAGAAGAAAUGGAAGCUGCAAAAGCAGGCACGCACCCGCAGAAGGCAACUCUUUGGCGAGAGGAGAAACGUUGCGGCCGGCAACAGCAAUAUCCAGCAGACGUUCAGGAAGCAGGCCCAUCUCACCUUUAUGAAUACAUGGCAGCUGCUGCAUCUCAAGGCAACAGACAGCCCGGGUAUUGUGACUGCGCACGUCUUGAUUGAUGGCAAGGUCCACACGAUCAAGAUACAGGUGCCUCGGCAAGUCUUCCUCAACCUGAAGAGUAAGGAUCUUCCGGACGUGGACAUUGAGGGCUGCGAGGUGGAGCAGGUCAACUACACGCUUCCCAACGGUCAUCCUUCGACGCAUCUGUUCAAGCUUACGGUGCCCGAGGACAUUUACUUUAGCGAGGCCGAGAAAUUCUCGCAGCUCUUCAACCACCCCAGCGUCGAGGGCGUGUAUGAGAAGCAGGUACCGCUGAACAUCCGAGCCGUUCUCAAGCUGGGCAACCUCUGCACGAUUGACGAGCAACAGCAUGGUAUCCUCGGCAAGGGACUGGAGACGGGCUUCGAGCUUGUCGGUUUGAAGCGCCCAGCACAGCCCCGGACAUACCUGGAGUCGUCGCCCCUUGCAUACAUUUACAUUUCGCACAUCACCGCUGGCGAGAGGCAGAUCUUUGGCAUCUUCUCCACCACUGGUGACCAGGCACAUGUCGUCAUCUUGCAGAGGAGCCGGGACUCGGGCCAGGAUCUGCCCAAUAUCCCAAAGAUGUACUCGGAGAUGCUGGCGCGACGGGCCGAAGAAGCGGCAGGCACAAACUGGCAGGACUGCUUCACCUACCAGGAGAAGAUUCAGUUCAAGAUUACACAGGUAACGACGCGACGAAAGGCCCAUCUCGAAAUUGGUGACAUCGUCAAGAAGAUGCGCAAGGACGAGGCGAGGCCGCAGAUGAUGGUCGUUCAGUCGUCGCAGCGAAAUCUCCUUGUCCACGAGGUCCCCGUUCUCGGCGAGUUCCCGGUCCUGCCUCUCAAAUACGAUGCAACAGACAGCUCCUUGCCCCCCCUAGGGUGGCAAUCAGUGGUGGCGCGCCGUCUUGUCGGACACUAUCUCGGGCUCGGAUCGUGGAUCUUGCAUCUGACGGCCCUGGCGCGCUAUGGCGACGUCCCGCUCUGCAACCUGGAGCGCGAAGACCCUCGUUUCCUGAUCGACGUGGCCUACGCGCGACGACUGCAGGCCAACGGAGUCGUGCUCUGGUGGUCUGCCGGGCCGCGCCCCGACCACGCCGGCUAUGAGAGAGACGACGUGCUGGGCCCCCUGGAUACGGUCAAGAUGCCCAACGUCAACAACCCCGGCACUUUUUCGUCGGUGUGCAUCGACCUGGACGUCAGGAAUCUGGCCAUCAACACCAUCCUGACGUCUUCGCUGAUCAACGAGCUCGAAGGCGCCGACUCGGUCUCCUUCAACCCCGCCGCCGACGGGUCAGAGGUGCUGGCGUCGGAGAGCGCCUUCGCCAACGCCGGAGUGCUGGUGCUGCGGGAGAUGGUCAAGGCCUGGUGGGCAGAGGCAUGCAAGGGCAGCACCAUGGCCGACGUGCUGGUGCAGCACCUGGUCCGCUGGGUGGAGAACCCAGACUCGUUCAUGUACGACCGCGCGCUGCACUACUACGUGCAGAUGAUGUCCCGCAAGGCCUUUCAGCAGCUCAUGGGCGACUUCCGGCGCGUGGGCUCGCAGGUCGUCUUCGCCAACGCGAACCGCCUGAUCCUGCAGACCACAAAGGCCGAGGUGGGCAACGCCUUUGCCUACAGCCAGUACAUCAUCAAGUCGAUCAAGAGCAAGCCGCUGUUCCACUUCAUCGACCUGGAGAUCAAGGAGUACUGGGACUACCUGGCGUGGUACGACGAGUUCAACUACGGAGGCAAGGCGUGCCAGGAGGUGAUUGAGGCGGACGAACAGAGGCUCGAGACCAUUAUGCACUGGCAGAUGGCCACGUUCCUGCCAGUUCGGCUGCAGCCCGUCUUCCAGGAGUGGGUGAUUGAGUUUAUCCAGCUCAUGCACAGCCUGAAGCGACCGGCCAAUGGGGACCCGGGGGCGACGCCGCGGCUCACGCAGCUGCCAAACCGCGACAGCGACCAGACGGACGGGCAGCCGACGGCCAUCCUGGGCAAGAGCUUUGAGAAACCGCUCAAAAAGGCCAUUUCGGGCCUCGUCCAGCAGCAGAAGCGCGAGCUCCUGCACCCGGAGCUGGCCGAGGACUACUCGUUCCCCAGCCUGCCGGGCUCACACCUGCAGCCGCGCAGCCCGGUGCUGGAGCUGGUCAAGUCGCUGAUGCAGGUGCUGUCGCUCGACAAGAACAUUACGCUCGAGGCGCGGCUCCUGCGCAAGGAGCUGCUGGCCCUGUUUGACGUGCGCGAAUUCUCCAAGGAGGGCACCUUUGCCAACCCGUCGGAGAGCCUGCGGCUGGCGCAGGUGUCGUGCGACAGCUGCACCAUGGCGCGCGACCUGGACCUCUGCCGCGACGAGGACCUCCAGCAAGGCGACGGGGCGGUGGGCUGGCGGUGCACGUUCUGCGGCAGCGGCUACGACCGCGUGGCCGUCGAGGAGCGGCUCGUGGCUACGGUGCAGGCGUGGGCGGUGGAGUGGGCGACGCAGGACCUCAACGGCGAGUGGAAGGAGCUCGUCUCGCGCGCCGACGUGGCGGGCAGGAUGGCUGUGAUGCGGCGCGUGGCCAAGUUUUACGGCCUGCGCAUGCUUGCCGACGUUGUCGAUGUGCUGUAA